CUAGUACAGUAGUGUCACAUUCCUGUACACGAUGGCCAGCAAAUUUUCUAAAAAGAAGAAGGAGUCUCAGUACGAAAAAGCAAUGAUGCCCCCAUUAGGGCACAAGUCUAAACAUACUUCUUGGUUUGAUGAUGAAAACGAUGAUGUCUGGGAUGAUAAAGCAGUAGGAGCGGAGAGUAAGAAGUCGACUAUUCUUUCUCUUGGUGUUGGCAAGUAUGCUUCUAAGGCUAAAAGUGCUGGGAAAUGGUUAUCAUCUCGUCCUCGUACAACAACCAAGAAAUCAAUGUCUGAUGCAGAAGAUCAAAGGAUGGUCAUACCAGUGAAGACAAAAAGCUUGGAUCGAAACAAAUACACAUAUCGUACUGUAGAUUCAAAUGCUAUCAAUGUCGUCAAACAGAAAGGAUCACAUCGUUGGAGGCAGCUGGGAAAAGUUUUACUUGGACCAUUUAUGGAUAGCUUGGAAAGUGUUUUCGUUAAACUACCGGAUGAAGCAAAAGUUGAAUACAUUCUGCAACGCUGGAUGAUGAAAGUGGGUGACAAGAAGGCUACGGUCAAGGAACUACUCAAUGCCUGUGAUCAUCAAGACAUCAACAUUAGGAAAGAGGUCUGGAGUGGAUUGGUUUCUGUGCCUGUUUUAGAAUCAGUCGGACAACGUGAUAGACUCGUGUCUCUCCGUCAAUCAGCAAAUGUGCAGUUUGUUAAAGUGGGCAGUAGGGUGAAGUUGCAUUGCCAAGCAUCUGGGACUCCAGAUCCAGUUACGUAUCAGUGGUAUGUGAAUGAUGAGAUUAUUAAAGGUGAAAAUAGAGAAACAAUUGAAGUGACCAUUGGAGGUUCAUAUCAUUGUGUUGCAUCUGGAACUUUUGGAUCAAUAAUUGGUGAGCCGAUUGAAGUGUAUGUAGUUCGCCAGCUAGCAUCUGAUCGUGUGGCUGCUCAAGGAACCGAGGCAUUGCUAGAUUAUUAUCAUUCUAGAAAUCUGAUUGUCACUACUCCAUCCGAAAUUCUUUCUCUUGGGAGGAAGGUGCAACGAGCCUACUUGGAGGCCAUAAGAACAAAUGGAUGUAUUCGUUGUCCCCGUGUUCGUCUCAUGGUUGUGGGACAGGACAGAGCUGGAAAAUCAUCUCUGGUAAGGGCUCUCCUGAAUUCCCUCCAGAAAACUGGAUCUAUGGUGCCUCCAUCAGACAGCACUUCUGGAAUUGACAUUGCAUUGGUAAAAUGCUCGUUGGAUGAUGAUAAUUAUUUGUUUGAAGUUGUUGAAGGUCUUGCUAGUGAACUUCAAACAAUUAAGAAGUUGCAAGCUCGACAUGUGGCAGAAUUGAUUCUUCAGAUGAGUAACAAAUCAACAAAGGAGUACAAUACAACUGCAGAUGCAGGGCCAGUAGGUGGAAAGAUAAAUGUUGCUUCUACAGCAGCAGAAGUGUUUGAACCAGCUGAGGAACAAUCAGUGUCUACGACAGGCAAACCUAUUGAUAGCAGUGUCAUGAAAGCAUCAAACAAUCAAGAUGAUGUGUUAAGUGAGGACUGGAAGACACAUCUAGAUGAGGAAAUGGCAAGACUUGUGAAUGAAGAACUGAAAACUAUUAAGGAAGGUCAAAGUCUGCCUCACCAUAAUCGCCACUCUUCGACAGAUUUUAGUGAUUUCUUAUGGCUACGUCUCUACGACUUUGCAGGCCAGCCGAUCUACUACAACACACAUUCAUGCUUUAUGAGCAGUCAUGGCAUCUAUCUAAUUGUUCACAACUUGGAGAAGAAUUUGGACGACCCCGCUGUUGUCUGCAUUGGUCGUGAAGGAAAGGAGUUUAUCAUUGAGGCUGGAUGUGGAACAAAUCGUGAUUACUUGCUGACAUGGAUGACAGCUGUGUCGAUUACAGAGCCAGCAUUUUCUAGCUUACUCACAAGAUUGACACCAUCGGCGUUAGUGGUUGGUACCCACUACGAUAUUAUCAGGAAGUAUUAUCCAAAUUUGUCAGAACGCUCUCGUUUUCUGACAGCCAAAGAGGUUGCUAUUGAAGCAGCAGUAAAUCGAUUUCCUUUGUCUCGUCAUUUUCGUCGACCAUUCUUUUAUGUCGACAACCUUCUAACAUGUGAUGAUGCUGAGAGCCAGCUGGUCUGUUUGAGGAAGAUGAUUGUUGACUUGGCCAUGGAAGAUGAACAGUCAGAAGCUCUCAUUCCAUUCUCAUGGCUGCGAUUUGAAGUCGAUGUGUACACUGAAGCUUCAAAGAAUUCUGAUGGUUAUUGGAGCUACACUGAAGCCAUUGAAAGAGCAUCUCAUUGUUUCAGCAUGCAGAAUGUGGAUAGAGAGGAGAUUCAGUCUAUGUUUAAGUUUUAUCAUCGUCUUGGUGUUAUCAUGUGGUUUGGUGAUUCGGCUGAUCUCUCUCAGUAUGUUGUUAUCAACACUCAGCUUUUACUGAAUUUGUUUCGAAGUGUCAUCAGCUUGGAUCCAGCACUGGAUGACCGAAAAACAUUCUGGAAGAGUCUGAGGGAGACAGGAGUUUUAGAUUAUAAGCAUGUUGAUGACAUGCUGGAAGCGUCCAUUAUCUCCAACCAAAGCAAGACAUCAGAUGUCAGAAUUUUGAAAGAAAGGAAGGAGUUCCUCUUGAAGAUGCUUCAAAUGUUUGGCCUGAUCACUCCUCUCUUUUCUUGUAAUUCUGUUGUAAAGAAGUUCCACUCUGGCAUUACUCAGAAAAGCAGCCAAUUUGUCAUUCCAUCUUUGGUCAUUCAAGAUGUACCUGUACAGGCAUUUGCGCCAGAGCUUGACAGUUGUCCUUCUAUUUAUCUGACAUCUCUUCACCGCCUUGUGCCUGCUGCUUUGUAUAACAGAUUGGUGGUGUACCUUAUUCGACUCUUCCCCCUCAGUCCAGCAGUGUAUCGUCACUUUGCUCGGUUGCAUAUGGACAGGAACAAUGAUCUUCUUAUUUUUAAUUACAAUACAGACAAGAGUGGAAGAAUUAAGAUAGCCAUCCAAAAUUUGAUUAAUGAUGCUAAUGGUGUCAUAUCUGUUCAGCCAUCAGAAUUAUUGCAGUAUGUUAUAUGGGCAAUUUCUGACAUCAAGAGUCAGGGCAUGGGAGGUCUUCAGUUUGUCUUAGAAGCAUUGGUGACAUGUAAUGGAACUGAGCCUAUGCAUCAACAUUUCUUCCCUGUCUUUCAGUCUGAGUGCACUGAGCAUGCCCUGCAGUCAUGUUGUGACCUUAACUGUGUUGACAAGAUGAAGCAAAGACAUGUUUCCAAUGUCAGCAGAGUUCACUCUCGAUGUGGAGUGAACCAAUGCUUUAAUCCUCUGUCGCCACCUGAUAGUUUGGAUCAGUGGGUCAGUUUAUGGACAGAACCAAACAAACACAAAGUGGUCAAUGUACACAUUGUGUCAGGAAGCUUUAAGACAAAAUUGACUGGUAUUGUUGCUGGUGACAUUCAAGUGCGUGAAGGAGACAAUAGUGAAGUUGCCCACCAUGAGAAUGUGACAGUCGUGCCUGGAAUUCCAUAUGGAACAGUGCAGCUGGUAUGCCCUCUUCAACACUGUGGAGAAGACCAAGGAUUAGUAAAGUACCACUGGUUCAGAAGUGGCAAACCGAUUGCCGUCCAGAAUAGCAAUUGUCUGGAGAUAAAGGGAUUCAAUGCGUAUGAUGAUUCCGGCAUCUACUGUUGCCAAGUUGUGUCAAGCAGAGACUAUACCUACUCUCGGCCUGUUUACAUUCAAGCAGUAUCAGGCAGAUUAAGUUUGAAAGAACCUCCCGCUGUAAGAAUUUACGUUGCAGUGGGAAAAUCAACUCACAGGGUCAAGGAAAAGAGUUCGGUUUCCCUUGGGCAAAAGAUUCGUCUGCUUUGCACAGCAGAGCCCAGUGUGUCUGAUAUGAGACUACACUAUCAGUGGUUUCAAAAUAAGCUUGCCAUCCCACAUGCAGUUCAUCAAACAUUGGAAAUUGAGAGUGUACAGGAUUUUCAUGAUGGGAUUUACUACUGCAUUGUGUCUGAUCAGCCUGUCGAUCCACGAAAUACAAGAAACUCUUGUGUUACUUCAUCUCAUGCAGAGGUUAUCAUUGCAUCUCCAGAUUGGCGGGAGGACGAGUGUUGGUUUCAACAUCAGGUUCAUCACAGACAAAGACAGAUCCAGGUUGCUACAUACAAGGCAUAUGGUACCAAAGCAACAGACAAGGUAGCCUUACUGAUUGGCAACAAGGAGUACACCAGAAUGAAGGGAAACCUGCUGUUUCCUGAGAACGAUGUUGUUGCAGUGGCCGAUGCUCUUCGUCGUCUUAAUUUCAAAGUCUUUGUGUUUGUUAACCUCAAAUUUUUUGAAAUGUGCCAUGCCCUGCAAAUGUUCUACGAGCUAGUAUGUCAGGGAGUUUAUGCUGUCUUUUACUUUGCCGGUCAUGGAUUCGAGUUCAAUCGUGAAACAUACCUCAUGCCAGUUGAUGCAGAUUUGGGAAAUGUCAAGACUUGUUUUCGAGAGACUGCAAUUGAGUAUUCACUGCAAGAGUGUGGAGCACGACUAGGGCUUUUGCUGCUUGACUGUUGCCGCGUAUGGACUCGCUGUGUGAGUGAGAAAUGUGCUCUACCUACUGUGGGUGUUGGCAGUAUUAUAACUCAGUACAGCUGUUGUUCUCUCAAUGCUGCAUAUGAAGUAUCCAGCAGUGGUACUAGUCAUAGUGUCUAUGCCGAUCAUCUCUGUAGAGUGCUUGAAGGGCUAGCGGUUGGAGGAACAAUAACUGUUCCGGUUCCCGCUCACACUGAUCCCUCCAUUGACUUGGCUAGUGAACGAAAAGUGGCAACCGAGGCGACAUCCAGAAGUACUGACAAUGGUACAUCUGAUAGGCAACUAUCUGAAUCAGAUGAUGUUUUCAAGCUUUCUGUUCAGAACAUGCUGGAGGAUGUGGCUAUUGCUGUGAGUAAUGAACGGGUUUCCAAGAGACGUGGUGGCGCAGAUACACCAUGGCAGGUUCCUCAGCGAAAAGAACACAUUAUUGAAUCUGAUCUCUCACUGGCAGAUGAUGUGGAUACACAUGGUGACAUUGCAAAACAAAAUGACAAGUACCACAAAGCACUCAACAGAAGUCGAACUGUACAGAGUAUUGAGAAGGCAGUCAGCAGUCGUGGACUUUUUAAAGUUUAUUUGGUCUAUGAGAUGUGGGUUGCAAACGUGUUACUGGUUGGAGUCAAUGUCAUUCCAGUCGAUAAAGAUCAAGAUGAGAGCCAACUAAAAGUGAACAUGCGCAUUGAAAGCAACUCAGCUUCAUUGAUCCAUUCUGGUAUCACUACUAGUCAUGAGUUAAAUGUAGUGAGGUCUAUGCCCAACGUUGCAGACUGCUCCCAUUACAUGAAGGUCUACAACGUUCACCGUCUUCAGCAUCAUGAAACGUUAACUCUAGUUGUCGACAUCAGCAGAGAGUCGGCAGAUUCCAGUGAUUCGUAUGAGGAUUCACUCGAGCUUAUUGUUGGUGGCAAGUUAUUUGAUACAUACCUACAGUACAGUCAUGGUCAGAGAGCUCCCCUGUCGGCUCUUGUUUCAAGACUGAAACGUGGCAUUUGGAGUCGUCCAUUGCUACAAAGAGAGAGAUCGUUUUCGCUCCCUAUGGUAUUGGCUCCCACUUCAGGUCAGUUGUCAGCAAGCAGCAGAUAGCACAAAUAGCGAGAAACAACACAUAGGAAGCAUGUCAACAACUGGAUGCACCUCGAGUGAUUCGAUUGCACCCAGCUGUGCACAAUGGGAUACAUCAUAUUACCAGUACAGUAGUAUUGACAAGUGUAAGUAAUGAAAUCAUUGCUCAAGUCUGUGACUUUGAUUCAUGACACAGCAGUGCUGUUAACUAUCACAAGCCCCAUGGGCCCGCUGGUCAUUAUUCGUGUACAUGAACUUUUGUUCCAUAGUUUCUGUGUAGUCAGCUAUUCAUAUUAUGAAUAUUUUCCAAUUGUGAUCAAAAUUUUCUUGC
Corticium candelabrum is the source of this 5921-nucleotide messenger RNA. RefSeq lists its product as uncharacterized. Gene Ontology annotation, molecular function: cysteine-type endopeptidase activity. The record is from RefSeq and is a predicted model, not a curated record. NCBI's taxonomy places the organism in Eukaryota, Metazoa, Porifera, Homoscleromorpha, Homosclerophorida, Plakinidae. The transcript is spliced from 17 exons. Gene Ontology annotation, biological process: proteolysis. Bases 32 to 5611 code for a protein of 1859 amino acids.